AUGGACGACCUAUCUGGCACCGAGUCGGAAGGCGACGCCUAUCGCACAUUUGUGCAGGCAAGACAAGGCAUCCUCGAACCGUCAGAGUAUAAAGAACCUACUGCCGGCGACGACUCCCUGAACAACCUGGACGAUCUCGACAAGUCCUUCGCAGCAAUGACCACACGUCCAAGCCGUGGGCCUCUGCCCAGAAAGCGACCCUUCACAGAGAUGAAGUCAAGGUCCAAGAUCAACCGCCUGAACUCCAUAGCAGCCAUCGAAGGCAACUGGCAUUGCAAGAUCGGCGAGGCUCUGCCACGAGAAAUCGCGCCCAGGGUCGCUACCAGCCAUGAGCCGGAGCACAAGGCCCAGAUAGGCAGACCUGACCGCGAGACCGAAGAUCCUCGUGACUGGGGCUGUGCCUAUCUCCGCUGGCUGGUGGAGUACUCGGCGCUGACCAAAGGAAAGCAUGAGGAAGCGGUGAAGGCCCUGGUCGAAUUUGUGCGGGAGCGCCAGGAAGACGACGGAGGCGUGGCGCUGGGCUCUCCAUCCACGCAGCUCAUGUCUCGGCAGAAGAAGCGGAAGCACGAGCCGAAGAGAAAGGAAGCGGACAAGUUCCUCAAAAACGCGAGAGAGCUGACGCGUGAGGAUCUGGCAGUCAUUGUGAAGAGGGAAGACCGCGAUUGCGCGAGGAAGAGGAAAGAGAGGAUCAGGCUGGGAAGGAAGACUAAAGAGCGGAACAAAGCCAAAUCCCAGAAAGCCAUUUCUUGGUCACUGCCAGCAAGCGAGGAUUAUGCCCAUAGGGGCGACGCGUUACAGCCGCUGCUGCGCGCAAUGCUGGAAGGGCGCGGUCAAGAAACCGUCGGACAGACCAAAGUCGAGGAAGCAGUUUCCGAGGCGCCGCUGGGCGAGAAUCGGGGCUCUGAAAACGGAUACAUGCACCCUGCGAGACGCGAGUUGAUGAUGAAGCACCACAGCUCGAUGAGCCACGACAUUUCGGUGGGGUUUAUGAUGGUGGGACGGGAGGCCUCGAUGGACCCAGUCAUUGCUGGCUUGGAUACUAUGAAGCUCUCAGAUGACGCGCACGCACGUCUCAUCAAGCAGGAACCGCAAGAUGGUUGA
Messenger RNA from Coniosporium apollinis CBS 100218, 1101 nucleotides. RefSeq lists its product as uncharacterized. Lineage: Eukaryota; Fungi; Ascomycota; Dothideomycetes. The coding region runs from base 1 to 1101 and encodes 366 amino acids. The record is from RefSeq and is a predicted model, not a curated record. The transcript is spliced from 3 exons.